Messenger RNA from Medioppia subpectinata, 714 nucleotides. Lineage: Eukaryota; Metazoa; Arthropoda; Arachnida; Sarcoptiformes; Oppiidae. The record is from the annotation of a GenBank genome assembly.
AUGUCAAACAAUACCAGAAUAAUACCAAAAACAUGUCUAAUAUGCGGCGAUAAAGCUAAUGGUAAGGAAUACAUUCACUCUCGAGAGCAGAAGAAACUAAAACGAGAAAAUGACAAAAAGGCCAAAGAGUUUAGUGCCGUUGUCUCUGAGAUAAGUGCUGUGGACUCGACCACCGCUGGCCUCACAUCCGACGGCAACUCCAACUCAACGGACGCUCGACUAUCGCUCGACGGACUGGAAAGCGAUUCAAUGAAUACGGAAAACACGGACACAAAUAUCGGUCUCAUCGAGAGAUACAUCGGCGGCAAUAACAACAACACCGCCGAUGACAUGGCCUGCAAAGCGUUGGCCGUCCAGCGACUGGUGGCGCCCGUAAUCAUCACCGACUAUAGCAACACGUUGAACGAGGUGGAGGGCAGUCGCCUCUGGGAGCUCCAGAACGCCAUCCAAUUCCUGAAAUACCCGUCAUUACAGUUGAGCCAAACAAUUGUGGAGAACUUUGUGGACGCGAGGCGUAUAUUUCAGGGCAAUUGCGAUCAGGAGACCCGCAAACUGGUGAAGAUGUCCAAAUCGUUGACCACGUUCGCCACCAUGUGCGAAUCGGACCAGUUGACCUUGCUCAAAUACGCCUCCCUAGAGAUUGCCGUAAUGCGAAUGAUAGCCUAUUUUGAUUUCGAUACUCAAUACUGGAAUGUGAUAUCAGUGAGUUUAUAG